Molecule: messenger RNA, 1734 nt
Organism: Hyaloperonospora brassicae
Lineage: Eukaryota; Oomycota; Peronosporomycetes; Peronosporales; Peronosporaceae
Source: the annotation of a GenBank genome assembly
AUGGCCGCCUCUCUUCCGUCGCCGCUGCCCGAGCCGCUCGCGCCGCACCACACGCCCACGACCGGCAGCACGUCGCCCAUGCCCGUCACGCCGCACUCGUCCGACGCGCCGUCCGCGUUCUUCUAUCGCUCGUCCAGCAGCAGCAGCAGCGACGCGUUCGCUCCCGCGCCAGCGGCGCUGUCCUCGUGCAGCGCCUCCCGCGCCACUGCAGCCGACACGCGCCGCUGGCUGCGCCGCAACGUCGUCCAGCGCGUGCUGUCCGCGCUCUUCUUCGUGCCGCUCAUCACUGUGUUCCUGUGGCUCUCGCCGGCCUUUGCCACCGCCACGUUCUGCACGUUCGUCACGAGCAUCUGCUCGUACGAGUACGCGUGGCUGCACUACCGCAUCUACGUGCGCAUCUCGACGAAAGUGGCCGUGAGCGAGUCGCGGCUCACGCACCGACACGAGGCCCCGACCGACGUGAGUACGGCUCGGCCCGAGCAAUUGGUCGACAGUCGGCGCUCGUCCAACAGCUGUCUGAGCCGCAACGUACAGAACGAAAGCAGUGGACAGAGCCGCAACGUGCGCGUCAUUAUGGGCGCAAGUAACAGCGACCUGGGGAGCGAGUACGGUGGUCGAAGCCACACGGGGGAGAGCACGACGGGCGAGACGGCGGAGCUGUCGCCGUUGGCGUUUCCACGGCAGCUUCGCGCGAGCUUUGGGUCUCAUUUGCUCGAGCUCAUGGCGGACGAGCAGCAACGGUCGAGCCACGGCGGCGUUGGGAUGGAUGCGAACGAGCACGUCCAUGCAGAGGACGCGGGCUUCUCCAGGAGUGCCGUCACGGGCAUCGCCGAUCGCUAUUUCUGCCAGAACGAGUGGAUCGCAGCAAUUGUGCUGUCGAUGCUCACGACCGUCUGCACGACGGCGAUGUUCCUGACCUACGUGGACUACGUCCCGGAGCUCCAUGAGAAACAGCUGUACAAGCUGCGCUGGUUCUAUAGCAUUGCCACGGACUUUGUUGCUGCACUGUGUGCCUUCUCGACACCGGACUGGACGUAUGCGUGUAUCUGUCUGCUGGAAAAAGUCAUCUUCACGCUACUGACGAUGCACUCGACGGCGUGUCCGAUCAACCGCCUGCGGUGCGGUAUUUCCUUGGAGCCAGCACAGGUGUUUCUCGCAGGCGUGGCUAUCAUUGUCCUCUUUCGUCGACACACGAGCUCAUCAGGACCGUCGACGUUCCUGCACAUUGCACUGGACGUGCUCGGCUAUCUGUACAUUAUCGGCAGUCUGUCUGUGCUUGUCGCCUUUGUGGACGACGAGCGACUGGAGUCGUACCGCAAGUUAUUGAUCGUGCUGCUGUAUGUCGUAUGGGCUUCCGAUACAGGGGCGUAUGUGACGGGUAAGUUUCUGGAGCGGAUACACUACCAGUACUACAACCCUCUGUCGUCGCACUUGUCCAAGAACAAAGACUAUGAAGGAACGAUCGGAGCCAUUCUGUUUGGUGUCACUGCGAUGUUCAUCGCGUCCGAUCUGCUCAGUGUACCGGGCUCUGCAGUGGCGCAAAUCGGGUUCACCGUGAUGGCUGUGAUCGUGGGGCGACUUGGAGAUCUUUUCGAGAGCCUCUUGAAACGUGCGGCAGGUGUGAAAGACUCUGGCAAGCUCAUCCCUGGCCACGGCGGUGUGCUGGACCGCAUUGACGCACUGAUGUUUGCUUCGCUUGUGUUUGCGCGAUACUACGCUUCGAUUGUAGUAUGA